UCAACCCACUUUGCAGCCCCAGCACGCGCCCUGAGCGGGGGCGGCGGCUGUGGGGGCUAUCUUUGGUGUCAGCGCUGGUACCGGCCGGGAUCGACUGGAAAGAGGGAGGGAGAGAGAGAGAUAGAGCGAGAGAGAGAGAGUGAGAGUAGGCUUCAAGGAACUCGAGGAUCUCCCCUCUCUUAUCGACAAGAACUUGAACGCGAAAGGUAGCAGCUGCUCGCCAAGGCAUAAGAGAGGGAAAGAGAGCGACGGAGGCGGGUGCUGUGACUUCGGCACCCAGCACCUCAUGUCGGUGUCUCAAGCGCGACAGCAGGCGAGCAACGGGUCUGGCGCACACUCCGGCAGACGUCGCCGAAGAGGCGGACACGCAGCAACGCCUGCGGCAACGCCGGCUGCUCGACAGCCAACGACCCUGCUGCAACACGCCUCCGGUAGCGUCGGAAAGGCAGCGGCCGGCGGCGGCGGCGGCGGCGUCGGGCGAGGCGGCGGGCGGCGAACGAUCUGGGCCGAGAAUACGGCAACAGCAUCAGGACCAGCAGGAACCGCGGCGGCGGCAGCGGCGGCCGCGGGACGCUCGCACAAGGCGUCUACAACACCCACUGCCGUACGCAGCGGCGGCGGCGGCGGCGGCGGCGGCGGUAGCAGCGGCAGCCAGAUUUCCAAAGGCAAGAAUGGAGGCGGGCGGAGAAGGGGCGAGGCCGGUGGUGGCGACGUUAAGGCGGCGGUGGCACCGACGGCAGUCCCGGCGCCGGCGCCAGUUGCCGGUAACGGCUUCGGCGGUGGCGCUGUGCGGAAAGUUCACCCCGGGAUGCUGGAGAGCGAGUUCUUGGCGGCGACGGAGCAGGCGAACGGAGGCGUCGAGGGCGGUGCGGUGUCCUUGAGCCUGGAGGAGGUGCCGUACGACAGGGAUCUCAGGUGGUGCAACACCGCCUCGGACUCCAGGCCCCGCCCAAAGAUGGACCCCCAGGGAGGCGUGUUCGGGCGCGUCGGGACGGCGAUAACCCACGACACCGGCGACUACGAGCGCCUCGACAGGCACUACCAGGAGCUUUGGAAAGACCGCGAAGAGAAUGGCCCGCCCCCUGCCAGCGGUCCCCGCGGUGGCAACAGCGGCCGCGGCGGAGGCGGCAGCGGCGGAGGAAGGGGUCCCUCGCGUGGUGGCAGUGGGAACGGCAGCCGUGCGCGAGGGGGGCGGGGCGGGGGGCCCGGGGGCGGUCGAACCGCCAACGCUCCUCGCGGUGGCGGGUUUCCGACGACGGCGGCGGCGAUGGGGGCGGGGCGCGGGGGCGGUGGCAGGGCAGAAGGCGCCGCCAUUGCCGCUGCCGGACGGGAGGGCCUUGGGGGGUCCGGGGGACGGGGGAGGGGUGGGACGGGCGCCGGCGGCGGAAGCCCCGCCUCUCGGGAUGCCGCUGGAGCUGCGAUGGCGGAGGCAGCAAGAGCCGGGGAGCGCGGGGGCUCGGGGAACAACCAGCGCAGCAGCAGGCGUGCCCAGAGGGCGAACGGCGCCAACAAGGCGCUCAUGGGGAGCGGCAACGGCGGCGGCGGCGGGGGGCCCGGCGGCGGUGGAAGGGCGAACGGCGUGCCGCAGCACAGCCCGUCGGCGAACGGGGUUCCGCCGCAUCAUCGGGCGUCUCCGGCUCUGAACUACCACGGCCAAGCGGGCGUCUCGGCCCGCCAAGCACGUGGUGUCGGCACCGGCACCGGCACCGGCGGCGCUAGCGUCGUCCCCCCCUUCCAGCAGCCUCUGAGCAACAAUGUCCGGGGUUGGUCCGAGGGGCAAGAUCAUCAGCCCCAGCAGCGGGACCAGCAGCAGCACGGUUGCGGUGGCCAUCCGCUCGUGGCGGGGCAAGGCCCGUGGUCGAUGGAAGCCCCGCCACCACCAGCCCCGGGAACGGCGACGACGGUGGCAGCCGUUAUCAACGGCGGGGGUUCGGGGGCGGGCGUGAGUCCACCGCCGCCGCCCACGCUGGUAACGGCGAUGCCCUCCCUCCCCGCUCUUCCGAUGUUGCCGCCAGACUCCCCGGAGUACCUGUGCGACCUCGCCAACGCGCUGAGCUCCACGCCGCCGCCGCCGCCUCCCCUGUUCACCGGUCAUCAUAACCACCAGCACCAGCACCAGUACCGGCCGUCAGCGGUGACACCCCCGCUAGGCCCUUCCCGUGAUCUCGGCGGCGGCGGCGGUGGCGGCAACGGGUUGUUUGGAGGAGAUUUCACACCAAAGCAGAACGGCGGCAGCAGCAGCUCGGCGGUGUCCCCGUUUUUGAGCCCCGGGCAGUCGAAGAUUCUGGCGGACCCGUCCCUCGACGUGGACAUCCAGGACAUUUGCGCCGACCCCGAUCUAAACGCCGAUGCCCCGGCCUUCGUACCCGGGGGGUACUGACGAUGGGUAAUGACAAGGGCAAAGGCAAGGAGGGGUGGGCGGGCGGGGGACGUUUGUUCCCUCCGCAAGAUGUACAAGAACUGUGUGCUUCUAUUCUAGCAUCGUGGAUUUUUCUCCUGUGCUUUUGGGCACCCUCAAGCGAAGCGACGCUGGCGGCGGGCGCAAGGCUGGUUUCAAGCACUGGCUGACGCUUCUCCACCUAGCUUUCCGGCAAGCGACCGGGCGCGUCAACCCGGCCUGUUAUUGUACGACGCCGCCGUAUCGGCACACCCGAAGUGGCAAAAAUUGCGCCGCCUGUCUGCCCAGCGAACCGUUUUUCGCCGACAGAUCACUGCUGCUGCACUCUGGCGCCACGAGUCGUCGUGUCCUUCGAGCUUGGGGCGGGGUGUUGGCGUUGUGACACUUUUGGCGUGCACCGGUUUCUGUUGUAGCAGCGGCACGGGCUCAUCGUUGCGAGGCCGGGCUGCACACGAGGAAUGACGCCUUUAUUGUCGAGGCCACGCCUUCCUUCCUUGGCGUCCAUGCCAUGUAUCGGGGUCGUUGAUCGGGGCGGGGGAUUCCGGCAUUUGCUUGCCGUUUUCUGCGGUCGACGUCCAUCUCCAUGAGAGAGAGAUUGAGCGCGGGUAGAUCUAGCCGCACGGAGGGAGGCCAUGAAGCGUUUUCGAAGGGGAGAUUUUUGCAGGCGCGGGCGAGCACCCGUCUCUCCCUGCAAGGAUCCUCCUCUUGGGGAUAUUUAGUACUAGUACUUGAAGUAGUAACGUAGAUGCCGUUUGGGUAUCACCACAGUAGAGCUCCGGCGGCUGCUGCUGUGUCCUCAAUGACAAGUGUCUUGUGCCCCGCGCGCGCCUGUGUUUUUUUAGUUCGGCGCACCGUGUAGUGGCUCUGAGAGUUGUGCCGGUGGCGGCCGGGCCGGACGCCCCUUGGACAGUAAAUAUGACGCGUGCCCCCUGUGUUCGUCAAGCUGCGGACGGCCGCGGCGGCGGUGGCGGAGGCGGCGGCGGUAGCGGCGCGCAAGCCAUACUCGAUCUCAUCGGAAAAGGCCCGGCCAGGCGCGGCCUCGUCGAAGGUUGCGGCGGAUGCGGCGGCUGGGGCGGCCGCCAACCAUUUUCAGCUCUUCUCUGAGACGAGACGCUGCUGCAGUCGAACGGCGUCGCUUGCCUCGCCGCCACGGUGGCGGCGGCGGGUAUUCGCGGGGUUUAUAGUAAGUAGAACUGUUAAGGGUCCUGCUCUCUAGGGUCUGGGAGGAGGGUGAGGAGCGCGCUGUCGUGCGCUGUGCUAGGUCUUGCAUAUGCGUAGGUAUGGUGGCAUUUUUGUUUUCUGCGCGUGUGCUUUCGGAACGCGUUGGCGUGGCGUGCUCAAGCGCACUUUCUUCUCUGUGGUUUGUUGGGUGUUUUUGCUCUCCCAGAUGACAUGGUCGAGUCCUAGCUGUAGGCAGGGGAGGGGAAGGACCAUCCGGUGUACAGCAGGGGGUCUGUAUGGCGCAGAUGGCGUAUAUUGGUUGCUCGACGCGGCGAUGUUUUCUGUCUCUGCAAACCAACUGUGUUCGCCCGUACGGGCGGCACUCCAGAUAGCGCGGGGGAUAAGGAGAAUGCGGGGAAGGUGUCUUGCGUGGUACGAACCGCAGUCCCCCCGGAUAGAACGGGAGCAAUGUGCAAGUGGACCGCGCAAGUUUUUGGGACGGACGCCCAUUGGGUGCAUGAGUUGGAACUUAUCAUUAAGUUAGAGCACCAGGGCAGCACACGCGAGUAAAGACAGUGGGUGUAUCCGUUUUGACCCGACUUAGCUUUGCGUGGGUUUGCUGCUUGCCCGCCGUGUCUCGCCCUCAAAUCUGUAUGUACUGGCGACGCUGUUUUGGUUACCGUUGCUGUGUGAUACUGCGGCAACGGGUGGGUAUGGAACCGGCUGGCUGGUGCCUGCCGUAAGGUAAGCUUGAGAAGAAGACGCUGGUAUGGUAGCGAGUCGGCGACAGUCGGUUGUGCGAUUGGCUGCAUCACCGCAGCUGCUUGCUGGCCGCUGCUGCCUUGUCUCCGGCAGUUGAUGGGCACACUUUGAGACGGGAGCUUGUCGCCGUUUUGUCACCGCCAGUGUCCGGGAUAGAUACCGGCGGGUGGUGGGCGAAAGUGAGAGAACAUAAGUAUGACAGGUUGUUGGCGGAGGGGGUGCAUGCAAGGAUUUAUUUAUGUCUGUGGCGGUAUUUUGGAGCUAGCUCAGGUAGACGAUCGCUGCUCCAUUCACUCGUUGCUUAGAUGCAACAUAACGGAACGGGGGGACGACGGAAAGGAGGGGAUGCAUGGAUGGAUACAUCUAGCAGGGAUGGGAAGAACGGAACGUGCAGGAGUCAAUAUAUCUUUGUUAUGUGGCACGCCUGCUGCAUUCGUCCGUCGGUCUAUCGCCCAGCCCACUAAGUCCAAGGGAUGCAUUCAUUCCCGCUGUCGUCAUCGUUUGGGGUGUGUGUAUGUAUUGCCUGAUUGGUUAGCGCCCCCGUCUGUUGACUGAUUGUCAUCCCGUACCCCCCCCCAACCGGCGUUGCCGGCCUUCGGAUGUAUGUAUGAUGUGAGUCAAGUUGAUAGCGAGAGAGGUGAACGAACGCCCGGCAGUGAUGAUGACCCCUCAAGUCGGCAGUGAUUUUGUCGAAUGCCUCCCCUCUCUCUGUGAUCGAUUGGUACUGAUUGGUGUAGGGGACAGAGCAGAGAAAGAGAGAAAGAAACCACGGGGGGGAAGGUCGGGUAUGAAUUGCCUCUGGGUUUAUUGGGUGAUUGGACUUCCGUAUACGUAAAUAACAAACGGUUUUGUCCGUCAUACCCGGCACACAGAAAUAAAUGUUGUGCGCUCGCCAAGUCGCUGUGGCGGGCAACAAGAAUAGUAUGGCUGAAGUUGAGGCCGGUGCCUACACCCAUAUUGUUCGAAACGCAUCUCAACGAAAACGACUGGUGGUGUAGGAAAUACCUUCAUCAAGCCCUCACUUGCAACAUGAGUCUACUUGCACUGUUCAUGUUCAUCCCUCGA
This is a messenger RNA of Ectocarpus sp. CCAP 1310/34, 5386 nucleotides long. The record is from the annotation of a GenBank genome assembly. NCBI's taxonomy places the organism in Eukaryota, Phaeophyceae, Ectocarpales, Ectocarpaceae.